CGUCGCUAGCUUCUCCUUUGCUCCUUCCUAUCCUACCUCCUAGUAAAAUUCUUCCUUUCUCCCACCGUAAUUAGAGCGAGCCAGCUUACAUUGCCAACAUCAAUGGCAGGUUCUAUAGGUGGAACUGGUUCGUCCAAUCCCUUACCAAAUCCUUCGGCUCCCAAAAUCCUAUUAGCCAAGCCAUCAGCCGGGCCGGUCCCUGGUAAAUUUGGACGCGGAGGUGUUGAAGAUGAAACGGCGCCACACCGGGCCCGUCUCCCUCCCGUUGGUUCCCUCAACCUCCUCUCUGAUUCCUGGGAGUUCCACAUCGAUCGCUUUUUGCCCUUUUUGACUGAGAAUACUGAUUUUAGGGUGAUUGGAAUCAUCGGUCCACCAGGUGUAGGCAAGUCAAUGAUCAUGAAUGAGCUUUAUGGUUUUGAUGGGAUCUCACCUGGUAUGCUACCACCUUUUGCCAUACAGUCAGAAGAGACUAGAGCAAUGGCAAGGCAUUGUACUGUAGGUAUUGAACCAAGGAUUUCUGCUGAACGGCUUAUACUACUCGAUACGCAGUCUGUUUUUAGUCCUUCGGUUUUAUCUGAGAUGAUGAGACCUGAUGGAUCAUCCACAGUUUCAGUACUAAGUGGCGAGUCCCUCUCUGCUGAGCUGGCUCUUGAAAUUAUGAAUAUCCAGCUUGGUGUUCUCCUAGCAUCCAUUUGUCACAUUUUGCUGGUGGUGUCUGAGGGAGCUCAUGAUAACAACAUGUGGCAUUUAAUGUUGACGGUUGACUUACUGAAACAUGGCAUUCCUGAUCCAUCUUUAAUAACCCCUCCCCAUUCACAGAGCUCUACUGUGGGGCCUGACAAAGAGGCCAAAGAUAAUGUUCAUGAGGGUGAAGAGUAUAUGGCUACUCCUGUUUUUGUGCAUUCAAAGCUACGAGAUCAAGAUCUUUCUCCGCCUAAUAUUGUGCAAAUGCAGAAGGCACUUUUACGAUAUUUCGGUUCCUCUUCAUUUAUGAGACAUAAAUGUGGAAAUACUAAGAUUAAUGCUAAAGAUACAGCACUGCUUAAUUUAUUUGUGAUGCCAUAUAAGGAUAAAGAUGAUUCUCCCAGAGCUGAGUGUGAAAGCUACGUCUCCUCACUGUGGAAAUUACGGGAUCAGGUCUCUUUUCACACAUCUUUUUUCCUCCACCAGUGCCUCCCUCUGCUCUGCCUCUUUCUUCUUCUGCCGUCUCAGGAAUGCAGCAAUAUUUUAACUUUUCAUAAGUCAAAAGGUUUUGCUUCAUGUUAUCAGAUUUAUAACAAGUGUUCUUCACAGGUAUUAUCCAUGAGCUGCCCUUCUUUUGCGAGGAAUGUUUCUGAACGUGACUGGUUAAAAAGUUCUGCCAAGAUAUGGGAAUUAGUGAAGAGCUCUCCUAUAAUUGCCGAGUAUAGCAGAACAUUACUAAGUUCUGGUUUGUUUAGGAGAUAACCAUUGUCAUCACCUAUAAUUGACUCAUGUAUCGGGAAAACGAAGGAUGAUUUUCUGGAUAGAAGCUAGCCUGUUUUACUUACUAUUUUGUAUGCUAAUUGACCUCUUUCAUGUCAAGCUUUUGAAUAUUGUAUUGUAGUUAGGGUUGCUGAAAAGACUUGAUAUAUUGAGAUAUAAAUGUUGUUUCUAUCAA
Theobroma umbraticum is the source of this 1639-nucleotide messenger RNA. RefSeq lists its product as uncharacterized. The record is from RefSeq and is a predicted model, not a curated record. Gene Ontology annotation, biological process: nuclear-transcribed mRNA catabolic process, nonsense-mediated decay. Lineage: Eukaryota; Viridiplantae; Streptophyta; Magnoliopsida; Malvales; Malvaceae.